AUGACCCCCCGGCGUUGUCUUCGGCUAACGAGCAGGCGAAUCGCAAAUCUAUUCCCGCCGUUUGAUUUUCUUACCUUGCACUAUGCAUACUUUAUCUUUGUGUCUCUGCUCAGCAGUCUCAUCUUCUGGGGGGCUUCCAACCCAGCGCGGAGUGUCUCCUACACUGAUUCCCUGUUUAUGUGCGUGAGUGCUAUUACAGGUGCUGGAUUGAAUAGUGUCGAGGCCUCUACCUUGAGCACAUUCCAGCAGGCGGUGACAUUCGUGCUCUUGUUACUGGGGCACGCCAUUCUCAUCUCAAUCACAGUUCUCCAUGUUCGGAGGAGAGCUUUCCGCCGUAAAUUCAAAGGUAUCGCUAGAACGCUUGCGCAACAGUCUUCUGGGAAUAUAUCAGCUCCUCAGGACGGCACUUUGACUGAGGCGAAGCAUGAUUUGGAGCACAGCCCAACAAUUCGUACUGCUCCUGUGCAAGGAUCGAGUCGGUCCGAAAUCUCCCUUUUCCAAACAGCCAACGCCACACAGCAGGAUAGUAGUUAUGGUCAACAAUCGACAUCACCGAACGCUGCGGUUGACACGCCGUCAGACUUCAAGGGCCACAACGACGUGACCAGAAGCAGCUAUCCCUCCGUUAACAAAGCCUAUGUACUACCAUCAAUGGGUAUCUGGAAAGGAACACAAAAGUAUUUCGAAUCCAAGGGACUCAUCUCGCGGAACUCUCAGUUCCACGGGUUGACUUUGGAGGAGAGAGACCGACUCCAGGGAGUUGAGUACAAGGCGAUUUCCUUUCUGUCGGUAAUUGUUCCUCUGUACUGGCUAUCUUUUCUUGUUUUUGGCAUCGUGGGUAUGGGUACCUGGCUAUCAGUCAACAAACCAGAAGUCCCUCGGGCAAACGGACUAUCACCAUUCUGGACAGGAGCCUAUUUUGCUGUCUCUGCAUUCGUCAACAGUGGUAUGGGUAUUCUGGAUGCAAACAUGACGGCCUUGCAGACUGAUGCCUAUCCUCUUGUCACAAUGGGAUUGCUGAUUCUUGCCGGGAAUACUCUUUACCCAUGCUUCUUGCGGCUCAUAGUCUGGUCCAUGAGGAGAAUGAUACCCGACCAUGAGGCGGGGAAUACCUGGAGGAUUACCUUGGAUUUUAUCCUCGACCAUCCCCGCAGGCUGGUCACACCUGGUACCUGCUCCUAA
Molecule: messenger RNA, 1182 nt
Organism: Aspergillus calidoustus
Lineage: Eukaryota; Fungi; Ascomycota; Eurotiomycetes; Eurotiales; Aspergillaceae
Source: the annotation of a GenBank genome assembly